GCAAAAUUAUUAAAAAAGGACGUUAGCGCGCGCAACCAGCUCAGAAUAUCAGUUUGCAGUGAAAGGAGCAACAACUCACAGCAGCUGCGUGAGCCACAACAAAGACCGAACUCUUCAGACUUAAAUUAUUUUCCUGUACUUCGCGACAACUUCACUCUGCUGCCAGUUUACUGGAGCGACGCUACGUCGAAGUUAAGCUUUCCCUUUCGGUCUACGCACACGUAACACUCCGCAGCAACCAUGUUUGAGGCUCGCCUGGUCCAAGGCUCAAUCCUGAAGAAGGUGCUGGAGGCCCUGAAGGACCUGAUCACAGAAGCCUGCUGGGAUGUCAGCUCGUCGGGCAUCUCCCUGCAGAGCAUGGACUCCUCUCACGUCUCCCUGGUGCAGCUCACGCUGCGGCACGACGGCUUCGACUCGUACCGCUGCGACAGAAACCUCGCCAUGGGGGUCAACCUCAGCAGCAUGUCAAAGAUCCUGAAGUGUGCAGGAAAUGAGGACAUCAUCACUCUUAGAGCUGAGGACAAUGCAGACACACUUGCCCUUGUGUUUGAGACCCUCAAUCAGGAGAAAGUCUCCGAUUAUGAGAUGAAGCUCAUGGACCUGGAUGUGGAGCAGCUUGGUAUUCCAGAGCAGGAGUACAGUUGUGUGGUGAAGAUGCCCUCUGGCGAGUUCGCCCGCAUCUGCCGUGACCUCUCUCAGAUUGGGGACGCCGUCAUGAUCUCUUGUGCCAAAGAUGGAGUGAAGUUCUCCGCCUCAGGGGAGCUGGGCACCGGAAACAUCAAGCUGUCCCAGACCAGCAAUGUGGACAAAGAGGAGGAAGCUGUAACUAUUGAGAUGAAUGAACCCGUGCAGCUGAUCUUUGCCUUGAACUACCUGAACUUCUUCACAAAGGCCACGCCUCUGUCCAAAACCGUCACGCUCAGCAUGUCUGCUGAUAUCCCCCUGGUGGUGGAGUACAAGAUUGCUGACAUGGGACAUGUCAAGUACUACUUGGCCCCGAAAAUUGAUGAGGAGACUUCUUAAGUCAUACGUAACAAACCAAGAAGGGAGAGUGGAGGGCAGCCUGUCAGUGGCUGUUCCAGAGGGACUGAGGAGCUGUGGUGACAUCAUGGUGGGCAGCGUUCCGGGCUUCUGUUUUAUGAGGACUAUCAGAGUUGCAGAGUCAGCAUUUGUCAGCGGCCAGCUGGUGCUGCUGUCGUGGUUCUGCUCCCCACAUUGAGCGAAUUCCAGCACUUUUUCCACAUGCUCCUACAGUCUCUCCCUCUCCUUUUGCCUGUUCUGGGAAGCAGUUGUUUUUGUAGAUAACACACUUGUAAAUAAUUGAUUUCACACUGUCGGUCAACUCAAAUGUUUUUGUAUUCAUGCAAUCGGCAAAAAUUAAAUGAUUCAAACAGUCUCAGA
This is a messenger RNA of Menidia menidia (Atlantic silverside), 1401 nucleotides long. The record is from the annotation of a GenBank genome assembly. NCBI's taxonomy places the organism in Eukaryota, Metazoa, Chordata, Actinopteri, Atheriniformes, Atherinopsidae.